Pseudomassariella vexata is the source of this 3428-nucleotide messenger RNA. RefSeq lists its product as uncharacterized. The record is from RefSeq and is a predicted model, not a curated record. Gene Ontology annotation, biological process: regulation of DNA-templated transcription. Bases 134 to 2983 code for a protein of 949 amino acids. NCBI's taxonomy places the organism in Eukaryota, Fungi, Ascomycota, Sordariomycetes, Amphisphaeriales, Pseudomassariaceae. The transcript has 3 exons. Gene Ontology annotation, cellular component: chromatin; chromosome; nucleus. Gene Ontology annotation, molecular function: protein binding; histone H3K36 methyltransferase activity.
UCGGGCUGAUUUCUGCCGAAUCCCACCCUGGUCCUCUGAUCAAUAGUUAGCCCAACCACUUGGGGUUUGGUUUCUCAAACUGCAUCAGGUGCAAUAGUGAGACGACCUCAGAGGUCACAAUACCGUGGUUGCCAUGAUGGAGGACGAAGAACGUGUAAAAGAUGGUUUGGAGGGCCUCAGUGUCCAAAAUGGCGCCCCGGCGCCAUUGGAAGAUACCGUUGCUGAAGUCAAGGAGAGGGAUAGCGUACCAUCCAGCUCUGAUCGAAGCAAGGAGUCGCGAUCACAUUCCCCAAGCGCGUCCCCCGAAGACCGGAAAGAACGCAGCGACAGCGUCUCAACCCCCGACAUAGGUCAACACCCUAAACCAUCACGAAAAGCAUCACAGAAAAUGGCUCCACGGCCGGUAGCUCUGUUCGACGACUUGCCCGAUGUGACUGAAGAAUCCUGCGAUCAUUUCCAGAUUAUACCGCACUGCGUCUAUGGUGCGAAGGCGCUCGGCUACACUGAGCACGAUACUCUGGAUUGCGACUGCAGCGAAGAAUGGCGUGAUGGCAUGAACCAUGCGUGCGGUGAAGAUUCGGACUGCAUCAACCGCGUCACCAAGAUGGAAUGUGUUGACAAGAAGUGCAACUGUGGCGACGGCUGCCAAAAUCAACGAUUUCAGCGAAGACAAUAUGCCGACGUCUCAGUCAUUAAGACAGAGAAGAAAGGCUUUGGACUCCGAGCAAACAGAGAUUUGCAAGCCAACGACUUUAUCUUUGAAUACAUCGGCGAAGUCAUAAAUGAGCCGACAUUCCGACGGCGGAUGAUCCAAUAUGACAAGGAAGGCAUCAAACACUUCUAUUUUAUGUCACUAACUAAGCAUGAGUUUGUUGAUGCCACCAAAAAGGGCAAUUUGGGACGGUUUUGCAACCAUUCCUGCAAUCCCAACUGCUAUGUGGACAAAUGGGUGGUGGAAAACAAGCUUCGCAUGGGCAUUUUUGCAGGCCGUAAAAUCCAGGCUGGUGAGGAGCUGGUGUUCAACUACAAUGUUGACCGUUACGGUGCCGACCCGCAGCCCUGCUAUUGUGGCGAGUCCAACUGCAUAGGCUUCAUUGGAGGCAAAACCCAGACCGAACGCGCAACUAAGCUGUCUGAUGCUACCAUUGAAGCUCUUGGAAUUGACGAUGGCGAUAGUUGGGACACAACGAUUGCCGUGGUGGCCAAGAAGCCCCGCAAGAAAAAGGCCGGCGAGGAUGAUGAAGAAUAUGUCAACAGCGUACAAGCCCGUGGUCUCGACGAAAAGGGCGUUCAGAAAGUCAUGGCCACGCUCAUGCAGUGCAAGGAAAAGUGGAUUGCCGUCAAGCUCUUGGAGCGCAUUCAAACAUGCGACGAGCGCUUACUCCCCUAUGUCAUGCGGAUGCACGGAUACGAAUUUCUCAAAACCACACUGAACAAAUUCAAGGAGGACUACAACGUGGUGCUUCAAGUCCUCGAUAUCCUCUACAAAUUUCCCCGCUUAACGAGAAACAAAAUCGACUCUUCACAGAUUGAGCUUGCAGUUCGCCCCUUGGCCGACUCGGAGCACGAAGAUGUUGCUGAGGUGUCUCGCAAAUUGCUUGACGAAUGGAGCAAGCUAGCGGUCGGCUACCGAAUCUCCCGCUUUGCCCCAGGCAAAGCCACUACACAACCCUCUAACUGGUUUGAGGACCGCAGAGGCACCCGCCCCGAAGAGUCUUUAAUCAAGCCUGUCGCUUCUGUUCCUCUGCCCGAUAAUGUCCCCAAAGGUCCACGCAGUAGCAUUCCGCAGCGCAAUGCCACUUUGUUAAACACCCAACGACAACGCCGACCACCGGAUCCUUCGACUCUCCCAGCGGGCUGGUUCAUAGCUACUGACAAGACAGGCAGUUGGUAUUACUACACCAAGGGAGGCGCUACACAAUGGCAAAAGCCCACGAUGCCUGCUCCCGAUGCAGGCACCUCAAAAGGCCCAUCCAAAGCAAUGCAGGAACAGAAGACACUCCAAGAUAUUAUCGAUUCUCUCACCAAGCCUGACAGCGCUAAUGCACUGAGGACCUCUGCGUCGCAGACCCCCCAGCACAUCAGCACUCCCGUACAGGAGCCAAAGAAGGAAAAGUGGCGUUCUCUGCCGAUUGACAAGCAGAUGAAGAUCUACGAGAACACUCUUUAUCCCGCCGUGAAGUAUGUUGUAGACAAAUUCCGGCAUAAGCUUCCAAAAGAGGACUUGAAAAAGUUCGCUAAGGACAUUAACAAGAAACUCGUCUCCUCAGACUACAAGAACAAGCGUGUCGAAGACCCGACCAAGAUUUCCUCGAAACAGGAAAAGAAGGUGAAGAAGUAUGUCAAAGAGUUUUUCGACAAGGCUGUGACAAAGUACAAUGCACAUGAGAAGAAGAAGGCCGAACGAGUUGCAAGGGAUGCAUCAAGUGGUCCCCUCGGCUCAAAUGCUGCAGUUGAUUUGUCCAUGGUACAGGAUGAUACUGAGGUCAUCUUGACGGACGAUGAGGAUAUAAACUCAACCCCCGGCAGUUCCGAUAGAAAACGCAAGCGGGAAGACGAUACUGUCUCGACCAGCGCAACACCAUCCGAGACGCCUUCAAUGAAGCGGCUGAAGGAGGACGAGGGUGAUGUACCUAGUCCACCGCCUCCGCCUCCGCCACCUCCCGAGGUUGGUAGCGCAGUGGAUGGGGAAAUGACUGAACAAGAACAGGCUCUGCUGGCACAAGAAGAGGCUUUGAUACUCGAGAAUGAAGAGGCCCAGCGUGCUGCGGAGGAGUUGCGCGACCAAGAAGCUGCACUUGAACGAGAAAACGAGCUUAACAUGCUCGACUUUGAGAGGGAGCAACAGGACAGCAAGGAGGUGAAUGACAGCAUCAGUGGCGGCGCCAACGGCUCCCUGGGUGCUCACGGAAGUAAUGACGGCAGCGCAGGUGGAAUACAGCACAGUGGUCAAGGCAGAAAGCAGGAGCUAAUGAGCCAUUAGACAUGAGCUCACCUCAACUGAUACCCAUGCCCAACGCAGAGGCAUAUAUCCCUUGCAGGUUUUGGAGAGGGACAGGCAGGGCAGGACUCACAGCGGUGCAGCUGCGGCGAAUGAUGGGAAUAACACCGCCAACCCAUCCCUGAACAUGUCAAGACAUCAUCCACCCUACAUACCAUUGGAACGAAAAAGGGGAACCAGAUUUCCUCCCCGGAUCGUGUGUGUACAAAUACUCUAGCAUAUUGCCCCCUUUUUAUUUUCCCUAAAAGCGAACCCGGCCGUGGCAUGCAUACAGUCAUCUCGUGCUUUGUCAACCAUAGUCUGUGGAGUACUAUAUCACUAUUCUUUUUUCUGUAUUAAACAAAUGGCAAAUGGAUUUGCAUGGGGACACAGCGAAGUCAUUUGAUGAGUUGCUCUAAGUUACGCAUACUGCGCGCAUCGCAUGUUU